UCCGAAUGUGAAAGUAAAAACGGGCAAACAAAAGGAGGAAAAAUGACUCUCCACAAAAACAUCUCCUGAUUGCACAACCUCUCAUUUCUCGCUCCCGCGUGUGGAUUUAUACUCAGUGCACCCUCUCAGCGUCUGCAUUUCUCUGAAGUUCAUCAUUUAAGACUGUGAUUUCCUUACUGGAUCAAGAUGUCCGUGUUUCUGCUCUUCAUGCUGGUCAGUGCUGGACUGUUUCUGGACUCGUCGGAGGCUCAGGAGGAUCUCAGCAAACUUUCAGAAAACCACAGGAAAGGUGUUGAAGUGGCUGUAGAGCAGAUUAACUCGCACCAGACUAUCAAAAGCGUUUUUCUCUUCUUCAAGAGUCUGGACAAGUCUGACAUCGACGGUGGAUUUGGUGUGAGUUAUCUUUUUCAUCACUUUAACCUGAAAGCCACCAGAUGCCCUAAAGGAACUAAAGAUCCAAACCCGACGAAAUGUGCUUUCAGAAACGACAGACCUCUGAUUGACUGUGGAAUCUGCUAUAAGAUGUACAAUGGAGAGAUGCAGAAGGACCCGAAGCCGUACAUCCACUGCAUUCACAAACCACAGCUCACACAGGACUUGUUGAAUACGAGAAUUGAACACUGCAAAAAAAUGAGCUACACUAAUGGAUCUCCAUCUCUCCUGGCAGUGAAGACGCCGUAGAAGAUCACAUCACAUUUCUUUAAUGUCACUAUUUAAAAAAAGAUUUUGAUGUAUUCAGUAAUACUGUAGGGAUCUUUGCACUGUACUCCAUCAUUUCAAAAUAGAAAACAUUUUAUUGUGCAUCUUAUGUUAGUGGCAGUUGCUGUUAUGUGUGCCAUUUUUUAGUUUUGUUAAUUCUUUGCAAUAAUCAGAUUUCUUAAAGUCCUUUUAGUAUUCAGUAGGACACUAAUCAAUAAAAAUGUAAUAGCAUGAAUUUUUAUGGUAGACAAGGUUACACAAGAAUGUGUUUUUAAGUCCUUCAUUUUCAUUUUUAUUCAUGGUAACAUUAAAAUCAGCUUGUUUUA
This is a messenger RNA of Danio aesculapii, 1025 nucleotides long. RefSeq lists its product as uncharacterized. NCBI's taxonomy places the organism in Eukaryota, Metazoa, Chordata, Actinopteri, Cypriniformes, Danionidae. The transcript is spliced from 4 exons. Gene Ontology annotation, molecular function: signaling receptor binding. Gene Ontology annotation, biological process: inflammatory response; regulation of lipid catabolic process. The record is from RefSeq and is a predicted model, not a curated record. The coding region runs from base 187 to 681 and encodes 164 amino acids.